UAUAGAAAGCUUUACGUACACGUGACUUGCUUUCCCUCCAUAAGUUUCGUAAUCUAUGUCUCGAAAGUGAGGUGUUCACACGUUUCAUUAAAUAAUGUAGUUUGGCAAUUUAGAAUGUACACGAUGAAAAUUUUUACGACAGUUUUAAGGAUGAUGUUAGAAAUAUCGGUGUUUUGUACAGGAAAAACUUUCUAAUGAAGGUUAUAUGUUACUGUCCAGCAACGAAUUUUGUACAUUCGCCAUACAGAAGAACGUGGUGCUAACGUUACAACCAGCUAUAGUGGAACGAGAUAACAACUGCACCCUAAUUUGCACGUAUGAUUUAGAAGACGUCCCUUUGUACACAGUAAGCUGGUAUAGGGGCAUCAAAGAAUUUUAUCGAUAUACACCUAAUGAAACGCCAUCUAUAAAAGUAUUUGAAACUCCAGGAAUAAACGUAGCAAAAGACCAAUCGAAUAGCACUCAAGUAGUGCUUCGCAAAGUCGAAUUUAAUUUGUCUGGAAACUUUACGUGCGAAGUAACUACGGAGAAGGCAUUUUCUACGAGGCAAGACGUCCAAGUGAUGCAAGUUGUUCAACUACCAGAUGACGCACCCACGAUCAGUGUUGGCAGAGAACCCUUAGAUUACGGCGAUGAACUAAUAGCUAAUUGCAUGUCUCGACCGUCUAGACCACCAGCCAUGUUAAAAUUUAUAUUAAAUAAUAGAACGGUAGCUCGUACUGAUCCCUUUCAAAAGCGAAUACCACCAGAACCGUCAUGGAGCGAUUUACUGUUAAACCUAACAUUAACCGAAGAUCAUUUCAGAACUGGGCGGUUAAUUUUACGCUGCGAAGCACGAAUAGAAAAUAUAUAUCAUAAAUAUGCGGAAUUGAAGCUGAACACCGCCAGAGAUCCAAUUCCGGAGCGAGUAAGCGCUUACGAUUCGAGCCAUUCCAUUGAGAGAAUAACAAUCGUGAAGCUUAUAAUUAUUAAUUUAAUAUCAUCCAUGUUUAAAUAAUUUAUGGCAUUUGUACAUUAGUGUUCAGGGUUUUAGAAUAUCAAAUUGCAGUCUAUUUUUUAACGUAAACGAUGUUCUAUGACCUCUUACUUGUUAUACAUUUUGUAUGGACCUAGUCAACGCCACCGAUUUCUGUAUAUGUAUCACGUUUCGUUUGGUGUAAUUUGUUUAUGAUUUAUAUUCGACACAGUUUUAUUGAUUGCUAAUAGUGAUCGGUAAUACAUGUUGCAAGGUGUAAACUGUGAUAAUAUUAAUAAAAACAUUAACUGAG
Photinus pyralis (common eastern firefly) is the source of this 1268-nucleotide messenger RNA. RefSeq lists its product as uncharacterized. Bases 206 to 997 code for a protein of 263 amino acids. The transcript has 7 exons. The record is from RefSeq and is a predicted model, not a curated record. Lineage: Eukaryota; Metazoa; Arthropoda; Insecta; Coleoptera; Lampyridae.